Messenger RNA from Dunckerocampus dactyliophorus (ringed pipefish), 4287 nucleotides. It is a transcript of the gene wdr17, whose product is annotated as WD repeat domain 17. The record is from RefSeq and is a predicted model, not a curated record. NCBI's taxonomy places the organism in Eukaryota, Metazoa, Chordata, Actinopteri, Syngnathiformes, Syngnathidae. Gene Ontology annotation, molecular function: protein binding. The coding region runs from base 92 to 4012 and encodes 1306 amino acids. The transcript is spliced from 31 exons.
CGUUGAGGUCUCCGUGAGGAAGACCGCGAGCAAGUAUCAGACUCGAGGAGCUGUCCGUUGAACCCCAGCCUGUCUACAACUGACGGCGAAUAUGACCAAGGUGAAGCAGGUGGGUUUGCUGGCAGCAGGCUGUCAGCCCUGGAAUAACGACGUGUGUGCUGCCAGUGGAGACCGCUUUGCCUACUGCGCUACUCUUGCCAUAUACAUUUACCAGUUGGACCAGCAGUACAAUGAGUUCAAGUUAAGGUCCAUCAUGUCAGAACACAAGAAGACAAUAACAGCCAUAAGUUGGUGUCCUAAUAACGCUGAUCUGUUUGCGUCAGCCUCGGCUGAUAACCUACUCAUCGUGUGGAAUGUAGCUGAGCAAAAGGCUGUAGCACGACUGGACAACACGAAAGGAGUCCCUGCAGCAGUCAGUUGGUGCUGGAAUUCCGCUGACGGAGUGGCGUUUGUCUCCCAGCGUGGUCCGCUAUAUGUUUGGGUCUAUGGGAAUUCUGACCAUGGUGUCACAGUGCAUAAAGAGGCCCACUCUUUCUUGUCCGAUAUAUGCCUCUUCCGAUGGCACCCCACCAAGAAGGGAAGACUCGUAUUUGGACAUACUGACGGAAGUUUGUCUAUUUUUCAGCCAGGAUGCAAGAGUCAAAAGCAUGUGUUGCGUCCUGAGUCUUUAGAGGGGACAGAUGAAGAGGACCCAGUCAGCGCUCUGGAAUGGGAUGCUUUGUCAACAGACUAUUUAUUAGUGUCCAACCUCAAUAAUGGCAUAAGGCUGGUGGACAGCGAGGCCUUGGCUUGUAUCACAUCUUUCUGCUUCCCCUCGGCUGCUGCAUCAGUUCAGUGUCUAGCUUGGGUCCCCUCUGCCCCAGGCAUGUUCAUUACUGGAGAUUCCCAGGUUGGAGUAUUACGGAUAUGGAAUGUGUCUCGCUCCACUCCUUUGGACAGCAUUAAACUCAAGAAAACUGGAUUUCAUGCUUUACAUGUCCUCAACACCCCUCUUGCAAAAAAAGCUCAGAGUUCCUGUUCUCCCAGUAAAAGUCAACACACGAGCUCUACCAGUGAGGCAGUACCUCCCCCAACUCUUUCACAGAGCCGGUCCUUCUCUUUGCCUCCUGGCCAUGCAGUGUGCUGCUUCAUGGAUGGAGGGGUGGGACUCUAUGACAUGGGAGCGAAGAAGUGGGACUUCCUACGUGACUUGGGUCAUGUAGAGACCAUCUUUGACUGCAAGUUUAAACCUGAUGACCCAAACUUGUUGGCCACGGCUAGCUUUGAUGGAACCAUCAAAAUCUGGGACACAAAUACUCUGACAGCUGUUCACACCUCCCCUGGCAACGAAGGAGUGGUGUACUCCUUGUCCUGGGCUCCAGGUACACACACAAGCACCCACAGCCACCCAUACACAUGUACACACACAUUCACUAAGGUUACGUUUCAGUGGAAAUGGUUCUGUGUGUGUUUUGAAGGGGACCUAAACUGCAUAGCAGGUGCAACGUCUCGCAAUGGAGCUUUCAUCUGGGACGUCAGGAAAGGAAAGAUUGUCACGCGCUUUAAUGAGCAUGGUAAAAAUGGUAUAUUUUGUAUAUCCUGGAGUCAUAAAGAUUCAAAAAGGAUUGCAACUUGUAGUGGUGACGGAUUCUGCAUCAUUCGGACCAUUGAUGGUAAAGUCCUUCAUAAGUACAAACACCCGGCUGCAGUUUUUGGCUGCGACUGGAGUCAGAACAACAAAGAUAUGAUUGCCACCGGUUGUGAGGAUAAGAAUGUUCGCGUGUACUACUUGGCCACCAGUUCAGACCAGCCGCUGAAGGUCUUCACUGGACACCUAGCUAAAGUAUUUCAUGUGCGCUGGUCUCCACUCAGAGAAGGGAUACUAUGUUCUGGAUCAGAUGAUGGUACUGUUCGUAUAUGGGAUUACACACAGGACGCUUGUAUCAAUGUGCUGAGUGGUCAUACAUCUCCAGUCAGAGGCCUCAUGUGGAACACAGAGGUUCCAUACCUCCUCAUUUCCGGUUCUUGGGAUUAUACAAUCAAAGUUUGGGACACAAGAGACGGGACUUGCUUGGAUACAGUCUAUGACCAUGGCGCUGAUGUCUAUGGUUUAACAUGCCAUCAGAGUCGUCCAUUCACCAUGGCCAGUUGUAGCAGAGAUAGUACAGUGAGGCUUUGGUCUCUGACACCCCUCAUCUCUCCUCUGCUGCUAAACAUCCUUACCAACCAACCCUGGGAGAAGAUCAUAGGAAACACCGAUACAGCUAUGGUUCCUGGCUCUCCACCACUGCUCUGUGGUAAAGUCUCAAGAGACAUUAAACAGGAGCUGGAGAAGCUCAACUUUGACACCACAACCAAGAAGCUGCGUUGGUUCUCUGAAUGCUUUUCGCCUCCAGGGGGCAGCAGCAACCUGUGGGACUUGGUGUCGGUCAUUAUGGGGCAGGACGACUCACUGCUACCAGGCAGCUACAGCAGGGGUGUGAUGCACAUGAAGCACCUCCUAAAGUUCAAAACAUCUGAAGCCCAGGAACUGACCAUCAUCAAGAUGUCUAAAUUUGGGGGUGGUAUUGGUGCGCCCAGUAAGGAAGAGCGCCUCAAAGAAGCAGCAGAUAUCCAUCUGAGGCUGGGACAGAUUCAGCGAUACUGUGAAUUAAUGGUGGAGCUUGGACAGUGGGAGAAGGCAUUAGCUGUAGCACCAGGAGUAUCCAUGAAGUACUGGAAAAAACUGAUGCAAAGGAGAGCCGACCAGCUGGUGACGGAGGAUAACGAUGAUGCAAUCCCAUACUGCAUUGCCACAGCAGACAUAAAGAAGCUUGUGAGCUUCUUCACUGGCAGAGGACAACUGCUUGAGGCCUUACUCAUUGCACAGGGGGCAUGCGAGGGGAACAUCCGGCCACCUCAAACUUCCGCAAUCAACAAUACGACGAAUGAUGUGGAAAACAGACAACAAUAUCAAAGUCUUCUUCAUAAGGUAUGUGGACAACUGGCUGAGUGGUAUUUCCAGGAUGGCCGCUCUGUCCUGGCUGCAUGCUGCCACCUAGCAGUGGACAAUGUCAAGCUGGCCAUGUCUAGUCUGAUCAGAGGUAAUGAGCUGGAGCUGGCUGCAUGUAUGGGUAUAGUUCUUGGAGAGGCAGUGGAUCAGAGCACAGCCUACUGUCUUGAGCUCCUGGCCAGGAAGUACAUGACCCAGCCGACAUGGGAGCUCUCAACUGAUAUACUUCGAAUGAUUCCUGAGAACCAUAUUUUACUUGCAAAGGUGUGUGCAUUUUUCACAGGAAGUACUGCAGAAAUCAACCAGUUACAUGAAAAGUGCUCCCUUCCGUCAUUAGAGGAGUGUAAAGCUUUGGCAGAGGAAGCCAUGUGUGACGGAGAUCUGUUUUCCGCCGUUAAAUUUCACCUUCUGACCUCUGAACCUGAAAACGCCCUGAAGAUAGGGAUAGAUCGUGUCAAAGAGCAGCUCAGUGGAUCUGAUUGGAUCGUGGACAGUGUUCAUCCAAUCCUUGACCUGCUGAGCUAUAUUAGAACUGACCACCUCCUCAUGCCCAAGUUCACCGAAGCUCGCAGUGAGCUGUUGAUCCUGUGUGGUUACAUCGGAGGUCUGCUGGCUAUACGGAGACAGUACGCAAGCAUCGUACCUGCACUCUAUGAAUAUACCAGCCAGUUGCUAAAGCGGAGAGAAGUGAGUCUUCCUCUGAAGAUUGAGCAGCUGUCGACGGAGCUGGAUGCCUGGCAGGCAUGCACUCAAAGUAACAGCAACCCACCAUCAGAGAGUCAAAAAGAAACCUUCCAAUGCCUUGAGAGGAGAAUCCUGCCUGUCAGCGCAGUCCUGUGUGGUGCUGAUUACGUGACAGGUUCCAAUUUGCCGAGCCACUCCGAUGUUCAGCUUUCCUGUUUCACUGGACACAGAAUACAGGGUCCCGUAUUUCUACUUGAAGAUGGCAAAUCAGCAAUUUCCCUGAAUGACGCUUUAAUGUGGGCAAAAGUCAACCCCUUCUCCCCACUAGGAACAGGAGUUCGCAUCAACCCCUUCUAACACACACUGCACCGACAAAACACAACCAUGAGAAAAGAUACAAGUGUUAUCACUGGCAAAAUACGACUGAGCCAACAAACGUGAAAUCAUUUCAUGUAUUUGUGAUUCUACAGAGAUAACAUUUUUUUAAGUUCCUGUUUUUUAGUCACUGUGUCAGAAUCAUCGCUUAUUCUUUUGAAGGAAAUAUGAAAUGUGUUUCGUCUCUACAUUACAGUAUUCAUCACCUUUAAAAAGAACGAGUUUAGAAAGAAUACUGAAAUAAAUGUAUGAUUCCA